Saccostrea cuccullata (small rock oyster) is the source of this 1836-nucleotide messenger RNA. RefSeq lists its product as uncharacterized. The transcript has a single exon. NCBI's taxonomy places the organism in Eukaryota, Metazoa, Mollusca, Bivalvia, Ostreida, Ostreidae. Bases 1 to 1836 code for a protein of 611 amino acids. The record is from RefSeq and is a predicted model, not a curated record.
AUGGACAAAAAUAUAGCUGGCACACUUAAAAUAAGAUUGACCUACAUAUUCUCCCAACGCCACGACAAAGCGGAAGACUGUAUAAAUGUAUGCAAGAUUCCAAAAUUAGAUGUAUACAAUCCUGGUAUAAGGUAUAAAAUUGGCGAAAUCGAACUUAAAUGUAAGAAUAAAGCAUCAUUUACAUUUGAAAAUGGACACAGACUUGAAAUAAAUUGGACGGCAGUUAGACUUUCUAAUGUAUCUUCUACUUUUUCAAGCUGUACUUACCAACCUAUUAUUAGACCUGUUUCAGUCCCUAAUCAUAACUUCUUUCAAUAUGGACCGGAAAGUGCUCAGUUUUAUUUAUCUGUGAACAUCUCCGACGAAUUCAUUCGUGUGAAAUGUUUUGACAAAACAAACACGGUCAUUUAUACCAACUUUCACCAGUUCGUUUUUCAAAAACCUGACGUUGAAAGACGGUGUAACAAAGCUUUCAAAGAGCAUUCCGGAAAUCCAGCAAUUAAGGAAAAAUUGAAUGUAAUCUUGUUGGGGACAGAUUCUAUAUCAAGGUUACAGUCAGUUAGAUCUCUGAAGCGUACACGUGCGUAUCUUCAUGAGGUUUUAGAAGCAUUCGAACUAACCAUGUAUAAUAAAAUUGGUGAUAACACAUUUCCAAAUAUUGCUGCACUCACACUCGGAAAGUUUGUGGAAGAGAUUCCCUACAAUGAAUCCUAUAGACACGUACCAUUUGACAAGCAUAACUUUAUCUGGAAGCAAUUUUCUGCUAAAGGAUACAGAAGUCUUUACAUUGAGGACAGGAGCGGAACCUUUGAUUACAUGAUGGCUGGAUUUCAUUCAUAUCCCUCAGAUUAUUAUAAUCGACAUUUCUUCAUGGCUAUGAAAGAAGAGAAAUCUGUUUGGAAUACGGAUGAUUUAUGUAUGAUGGAUCGAUUAGAAACUGGUAUGGUAUUAGAUUAUGCAGCUAAAUUUGUACGAUUGCAACAAAAUUCACCUUAUUUUGCUUUUUCAUUCGCAACAACAUUAACUCAUGACGAGUUUUAUCAUGCACAGUAUGCGGAUCUUCCCCUCCUAAACUUCAUAAGAGAAUUACAUGAGGACCAGCUUUUGAAUAAUACCCUUCUUAUCGUCUUCAGUGAUCAUGGAAUUCGUAUUGGAAACUAUCGAAAUACCUACGAAGGAAUGAUGGAAGAAAGACUGCCGAUGAUGCAUUUGGUUUUUCCCAAGUGGUUCAAAGAAAAGUAUCCAUUAUAUUCGAAAAAUCUUAAAUUAAACACGAAGCGUCUUACUACCCCGUUUGAUAUUUACGAAACAUUGAGAGACGUCUUGAACUUUGACGACAAGAUUUUCCAACGAAAGGGGUAUAAAAAUAGAGGGAUAAGUUUAUUUAGGGAGAUUCCAAAGGAGAGAACAUGUAAAGAUGCAGGAAUUGCUCCACACUGGUGUACGUGCGUGGAACAUACAGUCGUAAAUACCUCGGACAAUACUAUAAUUUUUUUGAGCGAUUUCCUUGUUCGAAGCUUAAACAGAAAGUUAAGUAACGUUCAGGAUAAAUGUGAGGUCUUAGCCUUAGAAGAAAUUAGACAUGCAUCAAAAGUUCAAAUUUCUGAAAGUGUUCUUGAAACAAGAAAAAGAAAAGUAAAGCCCCAAGCACAUUACCAAAUAAAAAUCAAAACAAAGCCAGGAGGUGCUUUAUUUGAGGCCACUAUAUUCUAUGAUGAAAGGUUUCAUUUUAGAAGACUAGAUGGCGACAUAAGUAGAAUAAAUAAGUAUGGAAACCAGGCAUCGUGUAUCAGCGAAAACCACGAACUGGAGAAAUACUGUUUAUGUAGGAAGUAA